CAAUGUCCCUGGUGUGUGUGACGGACUUUGAGGCCCACGCGCGGGAGCGGCUCUCCAAGUCCACUUGGGAUUACAUCGAAGGAGGCGCUGGGGAAGGCUUCACCCUGCACGACAACGUCGCGGCAUUCAAAAAACUCCGCCUCCGGCCCCGGUACCUGAGAGACGUGUCGCAGGUGGACACCCGGACCACAAUCCAAGGGGAGGAGAUCAGCGCCCCCAUCUGCAUUGCGCCCACGGGUUUCCACUGCCUGGCCUGGCCCGAUGGAGAGACCAGCACGGCCAGAGCUGCCCAGGCAGCCGGCAUCUGCUACAUCACCAGCACAUACGCCAGCCGCACCCUGGAAGACAUCGUCGCCACGGCGCCCAGAGGCUUCCGAUGGUUCCAGCUCUACGUGCAGCGAGAUCGACAGCUCAACAAGCAGCUGGUCCAGCGGGUCGAAUCCCUGGGCUUCAGAGCCCUGGUAAUCACCGUGGACGUGCCCAAACUUGGCAACAGGCGACAUGACGUUCGCAACCAGCUGAACUUGAAGUCAAAUUUACUGCUGAAGGAUCUCGGGUCACCUCAGGAGAGAAGCUCAGUGCCGUAUCUGCAAAUGUCUCCCAUCGACUCCGCCUUCUGCUGGGAUGACCUGUCCUGGUUUCGGACCAUCACUCACCUUCCCAUCAUCCUGAAAGGGAUCCUGACCAAAGAGGACGCAGAGUUAGCCAUGAAGCACAACGUGCAGGGCAUCAUCGUCUCCAACCACGGAGGGCGGCAGCUGGAUGACGUUCCUGCUUCUGUGGACGCCCUGCCGGAAGUGGUGGCUGCUGUGAAGGGGAAGCUGGAGGUGUACCUGGACGGCGGGGUCCGGACGGGCAACGACGUGCUCAAGGCUCUGGCCCUGGGGGCAAAGUGUGUCUUCCUGGGGAGACCGGUCCUGUGGGGUCUUGCCUGCAAGGGAGAACAUGGUGUUGGGGAAGUUUUGAGCAUUUUGAAGGAUGAGUUCCACACUUCCAUGGCCCUUACAGGCUGCCGGUCGGUUGCUGAGAUCAACCAGGACCUGAUCCAGUUCUCCAGGUUGUAAGGAAAGAGCUGGGGACAGGACUGCCGAGGCAGCCCACGGGAAGACCAGACCAGAGCCUAUGUGUGGCACCAUCCUGCCCAGGCCCUGUGCCAUCCAGCGGCUCAACCACUUCACCUCCCGGCCCCAACCCUCCUCUGCCUCACUGCUCUUUAUAUGCUGUUCUCUCGCCCGAAAUCCCCCUCUGAAGGAAAAGGGCGCGUCAAUGAUGAUUGACUAGGGCAGUGGUCGGCAAACCGCGGCUCGCUAGCCACAUGCGGCUCUUUGGCCCCACUUCUAACGCCACUUCUUCAAA
This is a messenger RNA of Pipistrellus kuhlii (Kuhl's pipistrelle), 1356 nucleotides long. RefSeq names its product hydroxyacid oxidase 2 (gene HAO2). Lineage: Eukaryota; Metazoa; Chordata; Mammalia; Chiroptera; Vespertilionidae. The transcript has 7 exons. Gene Ontology annotation, molecular function: FMN binding; oxidoreductase activity. The record is from RefSeq and is a predicted model, not a curated record. Bases 3 to 1064 code for a protein of 353 amino acids.